AACCAGAGAGAGAUAUGGUGGUUCAGAGUUCAGACCAAGCAAGCGAUCUCAGAGGCUAAAAAGCUGGAAACAAGAAUCACUAUUUGGAGCGAGCCAUUGGUACUCCAUGCUCCUCGUUCCACCACACAUAUUCCAAUCGUCAUUCCUUUUCUCUAAUCUCCCUUCAACAUUUUCAGCCCUUUCUCUAUCCCCCAUUUUGCUGGAGCUACAAUUUCUCAUACUGUGAAUGCCAUGCUUUCAUGUUUUUGGUGAUUAGCCUCUCAGAAUAACAGCUAUCUGUUACCGCCGACUUACGGAUUCGUCAUGAAUGCUACUAUUGGGAAUCAGCUAAUCUCUGUGACCCCCGAUGAACUCAGGUUCAAUUUUGAGCUGGAGAAGCAAGCAUUUUGCGACCUUAAAGUUUUAAACAACACAGAGCACAACGUUGCCUUUAAGGUCAAAACGACUUCUCCUAAGAAGUACUUCGUACGACCAAAUACUGCUGUUAUACAGCCCUGGGACUUGUGUAUCAUCAGAGUCACCCUUCAACCCCAACAAGAAUAUCCUCCAGAUAUGCAAUGCAAAGACAAGUUUCUCUUACAGAGUACAAUUGUGGGUGCAAUUACUGAUGUUGAUGAGCUUCCACCAGAAACUUUUAAUAAGGAUAGUGGAAACUCAAUAGAGGAGUGCAAACUAAGAGUCGUAUAUGUCCCUAAUGCCUCUGCCUCAGAAGAUGAGGCCUCGAAGGGCACAACACCAAAAAUUGAUACCAAUUCUAUUUUACAGCAAUUGAAGGAAGAAAGAGAUGCUGCUGCCAAGCAAACAGUUCAGCUGAAACAAGAAUUGGACAUGCUGAAAAGGCGAAGAAAAAGAAACGAUCCCGGCUUUUCCUUCACCUUCGCCAUUGUUGUGGGUCUCAUUGGACUUAUACUAGGCUGGUUUUUUAAGCUUAGCUUUGGAAGGUCUUCACCAUCUACUGAGUUUAUACCACCUGCUGGGUUUUCGCCAUCUACUGAAUGAUUUCAUACAAUUCAGAAUCUUUAUUUGUUCCGCUGUUGUUCACACUGUAAAUCUAUUUCUGAAUGGAUAUUUUAUUAAGCUAUUUUUUUU
Neltuma alba is the source of this 1089-nucleotide messenger RNA. Its product is annotated as vesicle-associated protein 2-1-like. Gene Ontology annotation, cellular component: plasma membrane; endoplasmic reticulum membrane. The transcript has 7 exons. Gene Ontology annotation, biological process: endoplasmic reticulum membrane organization. Bases 304 to 999 code for a protein of 231 amino acids. The record is from RefSeq and is a predicted model, not a curated record. Lineage: Eukaryota; Viridiplantae; Streptophyta; Magnoliopsida; Fabales; Fabaceae.